AUGGUGAAAUGGUGCUUGAAACGAGGUGCAAACAUUGACUGUCAUUAUGAAGAUAUGCUGACACCACUGCAUAUAGCUGCAGAGAAAGGUCAUGAAGAAAUGCUUGAUAUUCUUCUCAAACACAGCAACAAGUGUAUUGACGCAAAAACAUUGUUUGGAGACACAGCACUUCUGAUUGCCACACAAAAUGAACAUAAAUUGAUUAUGAAAAAACUAUUAGACAAAGGAGCAAAUGUGAGCUGUACGGACAUUUUUGGCAGGACGCCUUUACAUGUGGCUGUUUUUAAAAAGAAAUCUGGCAUUGUAAAAAUAUUGAUAUCUUAUGGUGCAAGAGUCAACACUAUGGAUACGUUUGGGGAACAUGUACUAUGUACAGCAGUCAUUACGUCCCCAAAUCCACCUGUCACAUAUGCUCUUCUGAAGAAUGAGGCAAAUAUCAACUGCAUUAACAGUCAAGGAAUGAGUCUGCUUUCUGAAGCUAUUCUAUCAGCAAACACAAAAUCAAGUAUUGAUGCAAUAAAAAUGCUGUUGCGUCGUGGGGCAAGUGUAAACAUGCGCAACACUAUCAAUGGGCAGACACCUCUACAUGUUGCUGCGCAGACUGGCAAUCAGUCCAUUGUUGAGCUCCUGGUAGCAUCAGGAGCUGAUACAAAAGUAAAAGACCACCAUGGCCGUACACCUCGAGAUACAGCUAAACAGUAUGGUCAUCAUGAACUUGUUGAGAAGAUGAGAGCUGUGCGUUUCAUAAAUCCUAUUUCUAAGAAGACAAGAUUUCACAUGGCAGUGAUUACAUAUAAACAAAAGAGGAAGAAAGAAACUAUGCAGAGAAUCACAACCAAAAAUCAGGCCAUAAUCAUGGGAAACAACAUAGCAAUAACCAUAAUGCCAGAAGUAGAAAAAUCUUCUAUAGAAUCAAAAACCAGGAAGAUAGAAAAACUGGACCAUCAUAUUCCAACAAUGAGGUUGACCCCACUGAAUCAACAAUUAACAUCAAUAACAGAAAAUGCACCAUCAACACUGGCAGAAGUAAUAGGAGUCACUCAUCCCCUUAACAAGACAAUAACUUCACCACCAUGCCAUCUGAAGAAGCAGUCAACAUUAGAAAACUCAUCAAAUGGUCAUAUACUGAGGAAAAGGAAAUCAGCAGUUUCAUCCCAUCUGAAUGAUUUUCUGCUGAAGGGCUACAGGAAAACCACGGUGAAUGAUCAGCCAUUGUCAGCAGGUACUGCUGAAUGUUUGAAGGUGGUAGUGAUGCCACGACAUCCUUGUGCACAUAAUGGUAGUGUUGGGAAAGCUGCCGAUCAGCGCUUGUACAUGCCAGCUGAUCUUGCAAUGCUGACAUUGUACACAAGAUCAUGUCCACCCACUUGCAGCAGUCUUUCUUCAUCCCUAGGCAAACAAUAUGAUCUGUAA
Molecule: messenger RNA, 1413 nt
Organism: Schistocerca americana (American grasshopper)
Lineage: Eukaryota; Metazoa; Arthropoda; Insecta; Orthoptera; Acrididae
Product: ankyrin-1-like
Exons: 6
Coding region: 1-1413 (470 amino acids)
Cellular component (GO): cytoplasm
Molecular function (GO): protein binding
Source: RefSeq, a predicted model, not a curated record